GAAGGUGCCUCAGCUGCGGUUUGGAGGGAAGAAGAGAAGGAAAGGGGACGGAGGGCUUACCAUGGUAAUCUGCUCCCUACUGGCCUCCCUGCGUAUCUGCCUGGCACAACAUCCACCUCUGGUCUCCUUCUUCUUCUGCCUCCUUUCACUGGCUGUUGCCUUUGUUGGUUUUGCUCUCUACAUCCAGUCACAUGAUAUUCAUAAUCCUGACAUCAAAGAGAUUCAGGGAAAUGUCACAUCACCUCCAUCAACUGCUGAACCUCUUACAACUGUAUCUAUCAUGGUUGGCUUGACCUUUGAUCUCCACAAUGGCACAGAUCUUCCCAACGAUGCACAUUUAGGUCUGACCAUCAGUGGGACAAAAUUGGGUCUCCGAGGUCCAGAUGCCCAGAAAUCAAUUCAUCUCUUAGCUGUUAUCACAAAUUCAUUAUCCCGUGAGAAUUGUCUUAGGAUCACUGCACCUUCAUCCCUUCUCCCCAAGACCAGAAAGCCACCAAAAUGUGUAAUAGGGGAACAAAGCAUGACUUUGGAAAUGCCAGGGAUUUGCUAUCAAUCACGUUAUCAAACUAACCCUGCCCUAUCCAGCAUGCUAGAUCAGGCAGACCGUGCCCUUUGCAGCCAGCGCCUCUUCAUGACCAGUGCUUUUCUUCUCUGCCUCUGUGCCAUGCUCUGUUGUGCAGCUGGCCUAUAUUAUCGCCUCCCCAAAGACAAAUGGGGCCAAAUCUAAGUGGAUCAAGCCAGUGCUAUUCAUUCUACAUUCCAGAAUACUCAGGUGUCCUCCUUUCUCUAAACAGCUAUAUCAUGUAAAAUUCAUUAUUUUUGGUUGUUGUACUGCUAUUUUGGUUCACAAAAGAUAUGAUAAACAAUUUAUUAAAUA
Protobothrops mucrosquamatus (brown spotted pit viper) is the source of this 877-nucleotide messenger RNA. Its product is annotated as insulin-like growth factor-binding protein 3 receptor. The coding region runs from base 62 to 727 and encodes 221 amino acids. The transcript has 6 exons. Lineage: Eukaryota; Metazoa; Chordata; Lepidosauria; Squamata; Viperidae. The record is from RefSeq and is a predicted model, not a curated record.